CUGCCUCCGUCCGUCCGUCGCCUCGCGCCGACCGAUUCGCGUUUCGGAUUCUCCUGCGACCGUCACCAUUAGGAUCGGCGGAGCCGGAGCCGCUCGCGACCGUUGCCGUUGCCAUCGCUCCCUCAGGCCGGUGUAGAGCCGGCGUUGCCAGAGGGCCAGGCCCGGCCCGGGCUAGCAGACACACACACACAGACGGAUAGAUAGACGGGCGGGUGUGGUGGAGACAUGUUCGGGGUAGGUGGACGGACUGGCUGUGCCGGGACUCGCCGCUGACAGACAGACGGACGACAUGACCGUGGCCGUCUUCUUCGGCUGCACUUUCGUCGCCUUCGGACCCGCGUUCGCCCUCUUUGUUUUCACCAUCGCCAAGGACCCGCUGCGGGUGAUCGUGCUGAUCGCGGGGGCAUUUUUCUGGUUACUCUCCUUGCUGUUAGCUUCCUUAGUGUGGUUUAUCGCUGUAAAGGCUAGCAAUGAAAAAGAUGCUGGACUACAGAAAUCCCUCAUUAUCUUUGGUGUGAUGUUCUCCGUAGUUCUACAGGAAGUCUUUCGGUUUGCUUACUACAAAUUGUUGAGAAAAGCAAACGAAGGUUUAGCAGCACUAAGUGAAGAUGGAAAGUCACCUUUGUCAGUCCAGCAAAUGGCUUAUGUGGCAGGACUUGGAUUUGGAAUAAUGAGUGGUGCUUUCUCUGUUGUCAACAUACUAGCUGGCUCUGUGGGACCAGGAACUGUGGGAAUAUUUCAUGAUUCUCAGUAUUAUUUCCUCACAUCAGCAUUUAUGACCAUGGCCAUCAUACUGCUACAUACAUUCUGGAGUGUGUUGUUCUUUGAUGGAUGUGAGAAUAAGCGAUGGUGGGCUGUUGUAGCAGUGAUCUCAACACACUUGCUAGUAUCAGGACUGACAUUUCUGAAUCCAUUGUAUGAAGGCAGUCUUAUACCUGCAUAUCUAAUAAUGGUUCUUAUGGCAGCUUGGGCUUACUUUACAUCAGGUGGAUCAUUGCAAAAUCUUCAAAACUUCUUCCUGUGUAAGUCAAAUAAGUAAUACUGCUGCACAUGCUGGCUCCAAAUUGAAACAGAUACCACUUUUCCACACCGAGAUCUUGCCAGAAAUUGCUGGAAUACUAACAGAAGCCUUGAACACAGAUGAAGCAAUACCACAAUAAAUGAUACUAACAGGGAACAGUUUAAAACAUCAUUCACCUAUUUGACUGAUUGUGGGACUGCCUGCACACAUGCAUGCAUGUGUGCAACAGAACAUUUUUACAGAACAAAAAAGUUUGCAAUUACCAAGCAUUGUGCCAUGAUUGGGAAAGGGGCGUUUUAGGUAUUGCGGGAACUCAUGGGCUAUUGCUUCUUAUUACUUAGAAAUGUGAUUCUUAAAUAACCUGGAAAUGUAAUCUCUAUAAGAUUUAUUAAUUCAGUGCUCUGUACACCAGGUUAAAUGUACAAUGUGUAUUAUGGACUUGAAAUUGUUCAUAUACUGGGAUUUUCUUACAGCUUUCAAAUCAUUUUUUUGACAUUAUCAUGAGACAUGUUUGUCAACACAUUCAAAUAAUAAAGUCUGGUUAGGAAAA
Messenger RNA from Leucoraja erinaceus (little skate), 1571 nucleotides. RefSeq names its product gamma-secretase subunit Aph-1b-like. The transcript has 7 exons. Gene Ontology annotation, cellular component: endoplasmic reticulum; gamma-secretase complex; membrane. Gene Ontology annotation, molecular function: protein-macromolecule adaptor activity. NCBI's taxonomy places the organism in Eukaryota, Metazoa, Chordata, Chondrichthyes, Rajiformes, Rajidae. Gene Ontology annotation, biological process: protein processing; positive regulation of catalytic activity; Notch receptor processing. The record is from RefSeq and is a predicted model, not a curated record. The coding region runs from base 290 to 1039 and encodes 249 amino acids.